AUGUCGACCCUUGUCAAGACAAUCAUCGCCACAGGCGCGUCUUCAGGAUUGGGAUUCGAGGCCGUCAAGCAACUGCUCCAACAAUCACAACAGCGCUACCGCUUCAUCCUGGGCGCGCGCCACGCGGCCAAGGCGCGGGAAGACUACGCCGCCCUGGCCUUCGACGCAUCCGAGCACCAUGUUACCGUGUUGCCCCUCGAGCUGUCGAACCUGCGCGACGUGCGGACUUUUGCACGCCAGGCUCUCGAUGCUCUGGGCAAUGAAAAGGUCGACUUCCUGCUGCUGAACGCCGCCAUGUCCAGUGGCGCGGAGAAGCCUGGUCCCUUUGGGUCGAAGUGGUGUGAAAGUCAUGUCGUGAAUCAUUUGGCUCAGCAUUAUUUGGUGCACUUGCUUCGCGACAAGCUUGUAGAAUCCCGGUCGCGCUUGGUCUUUGUGUCCUCGGGGGCCGUCAGAAAUGUUCCCGAUCCGACCGCCUUGGACGAGGACCUCAAAGGAGGCUCCGGCACCCCCUUCCAGACCGUCUAUUCGGAGACCAAGUUCGCCAACCUCCUGGCUGCGCACUGGUGGUGUCGCCAACUUCGAGGCCAGUGCGCCGUCGUGGCCGUGUCUCCUGGGCUGAUCCCCGACACGGGCCUGGGGCGCAACUUUGCGACGAAGCUCAGCAUGGACAUACCUGAUGCCAAGCCUGUGUCUGAGGGAGCUCAAAGCAUUUUGCGCGCCUUCUUUAGGGACGACUUCCCCGAGGAUCCCGACCAGAUCUUCCUAACGAGCUGGGGCGAGUGGUGGCCUAAGGAGGUCUAUGAGAAGACGCUCGAUAAGGCUUUGCAGGAUAAGUGGUGCCCAAGCAAAGAGGAGCUGGAGAAUGAGAUUGAGAGUCAACGUGGAAGCGGAGCAUAGUCGUACAAUUUGACUGGCAUUGAUUGCUGUUGCCGAGAUUUCGUAACCAAGCAAUGGAAAGGGGCAUGGUCUAUGAAACCUUGUACAGGACGCAGGAUGAUGACAAGAUAUCUUGCCUCUAUGUAGGUAGGUAACGAUCUUUGAAAUUGCACGCUGCCGUUGAACUCGAAAAAAUACGCCUCCAGGAGGACAUUGUCAAAACAGGACCUCUGUUCGUCCGACUAACUUGCAGAGAAAGGAUCUCUACUAACCAAAUGGCGCCAGAUGCCGAAGGGAUAUACACAAAAGAUAAAAAAAAAACUAUAAAAAAAGGCCAACGACCAUACACUUUGUACGCACAGAGUUGAAGUGA
Molecule: messenger RNA, 1249 nt
Organism: Sodiomyces alkalinus F11
Lineage: Eukaryota; Fungi; Ascomycota; Sordariomycetes; Glomerellales; Plectosphaerellaceae
Product: NAD(P)-binding protein
Exons: 5
Coding region: 1-897 (298 amino acids)
Source: RefSeq, a predicted model, not a curated record